Molecule: messenger RNA, 300 nt
Organism: Meloidogyne enterolobii
Lineage: Eukaryota; Metazoa; Nematoda; Chromadorea; Rhabditida; Meloidogynidae
Source: the annotation of a GenBank genome assembly
UUAGAAAACGAGAAGCCACAUUCAACCUACGGACGACCGCCACUAUUCAAGAUUAAUCAAACCAGCUCUACACCAUUAAUGAAAAAUCAAGUAAUAAAGCUUGUUGUUCCUAAGGACCGUCAGGAAGUAUUUUAUGAACGAAUAGGGCUCCAACAAUGGUAUUUACAUAAACACCUGGAGCGCACAACUGGAUGCAAAAUCCAUGUACGACGUGAAGGAAGUGAAAUGCAUGUUGUCAUAGAGGUAAGUAUAAAAUUAAAUUUAAGUAUUAAAAUUAAAAAAACUAGGUAUGUAUUAUAA